ACUUCCAUAUAUUUUAAACAUUCAAACUUGUAACGUAACCGACAUUUUGGUUUAAAAAUUUUGUCGUAAUGGAAAUUGUUAAGGAGACUAAUAACACCGUGACCAUACAAUCAUUAUGUGAUAAAAUAGUUACGUUGCAACUAACUGUAGAUUUUGUGUCAUUUGGGAAACAUAACAGAGCCGAGUAUCACAAAUUAAUUAAGGAGAUUAAUCACAGAAAACAGCUGAUCGCAGUUGAUUUGUUAGUAGUAAAAAAGUUACUCACAAAGUAUUGUUUAUUGUUCGAUGAAUUGAAAAGUUACGAGAGCGUUAUCAAAGUUCAAAUGAAGAAACUUGAUGAAAUUGCUGAAUCUAUACAAAGCCACUCGUUAAAUAGCUUGGUCCUAAGUAAUUCGCCAAGAGCGGGUACUCCGGAUUUAGAAGUUAGUGUUGCAUUUAGUGAUUUUACGCCUACAAUACCCUAUCAAAAUAAAUAUAAGGGCAAAAUUACACGUAAAUACUUAACGUUUGAUAUUGCACCUUUAUCGUUUGAGGAGUUCGCAUCUUUACCCAAGUAUAUGGUGGGACGUUUAACACUGGAGGUGGUAAACAAUUUUAUUCAAGUUGUAAGUGAAGCACUCUUCAAUAAAUAUGAGCUACUAUCGAAACCUUCACAUGCAAUAAAGACUACAGAAAUGCAAUUGUAUAGAGAGUAUAAACAACAACAAACUGGUACUUUUAAAGGCAAGCAAUUUGUUACAGAAGAAGAUAUAGCCAGGGAAUGUAAUAGGCCGUCCUUGGAUAAGAAAGCGCUUAAUUUUUUAACAAUACUAAGACAUACAAAACGUUUGGUAAGAUCAUCUUUAUCAGGGAAGUCUAUUUAUGUUGUGUGAUAAUUAGUUUUUAAUUUGUAGAUUUUAUUGCUAAUUUUGUAUUUAGAAAUGUUUGCUAAUUUCAGUAAUUGUAUUAAAGUGCAUUUUAUUAGUGAUGGUUU
Messenger RNA from Photinus pyralis (common eastern firefly), 973 nucleotides. RefSeq names its product spindle and kinetochore-associated protein 1-like. Gene Ontology annotation, molecular function: microtubule binding. Gene Ontology annotation, cellular component: outer kinetochore; mitotic spindle; spindle microtubule. Bases 69 to 872 code for a protein of 267 amino acids. Gene Ontology annotation, biological process: regulation of microtubule polymerization or depolymerization; chromosome segregation; cell division. The record is from RefSeq and is a predicted model, not a curated record. The transcript has 4 exons. Lineage: Eukaryota; Metazoa; Arthropoda; Insecta; Coleoptera; Lampyridae.